Messenger RNA from Andrographis paniculata, 1654 nucleotides. RefSeq names its product probable pectinesterase/pectinesterase inhibitor 51. The coding region runs from base 11 to 1654 and encodes 547 amino acids. Gene Ontology annotation, molecular function: pectinesterase inhibitor activity; pectinesterase activity. Gene Ontology annotation, biological process: cell wall modification. The record is from RefSeq and is a predicted model, not a curated record. Lineage: Eukaryota; Viridiplantae; Streptophyta; Magnoliopsida; Lamiales; Acanthaceae. The transcript has 2 exons.
UUCACCAUCCAUGGCGGCCACCGGAUUUCCUUCCAUAAUUCUCUCCUUCCUCCUCCUCCUCUCCUCCGCCUCCGGCCGCCUUCCGCCGCCGUCUCAAGACCCCUCCUCCCUCGAUCCGUCGCUGCAACAAACUCCAAAAAUAAUCCAUGAAGCCUGCAAGGCGGCACGUGACCCUCCCGCAUGCGAAUCCUGGCUGUCCAGUCAAGGUCACGUGACCCCGACCGCCACCGUUCUGGAGGUGAUCCGGUCGGCCUUGGGAAUCGCGUCCCGGAAUCUCGACAAAGGCCGGUCGAUGAUCCACGACAUCCUCCGGUCCGCCGGCGGCAACGCCAACAAGACCAGGGCCGCCAACAACUGCCUGGAAGUGGUCUCCUACGCCGACCACCGCCUCAAUCUCACCGCCGGCGAGGCCAUUCCGGCCAAAGCCCUCAAAGACGGCCGGGCCUGGCUCUCCGCCGCCCUGUCGUACCAGUACGACUGCUGGAGCGCCCUCAAGUACGUCAACGACACCGCCCAGGUCGUCCAAACCAUGGAAUUCUUCAAUUCCACCAUGAUCGCCGGCAGCAGCCGCGCCCUCGCUAUGCUGAUGAAUUACGACAUUUACGGCGACAAGACUGCCUCUUGGGCCCCGCCGAAGACCGAGCGGGUCGGGUUCUGGGAGCCGGCCGGCGGCGGCUCCGCCGCCCCGCCCGGCGGCGUGCCGCCGGGACUCGAGGAGGACGUCACCGUCUGUAAAAACAGCGCCGCCGCCGCCUGCGAGUACAAUUCGAUUCAGGAGGCGGUGAACGCCGCCCCGAAUUUCGCUAAGAGGUUCGUGAUUCGGAUCCGCGCCGGGGUCUACGACGAGACUGUCCGAAUCCCGCUGGAGAAGACGAACGUGGUGUUCUUGGGCGACGGCAGGGGCAAAACGGUCAUUACAGGGUCCAGAAACGUCGGCCAGAAAGGGAUCACCACUUUCGACACGGCCACCGUCGGAGUCGUCGGCGACGGAUUCAUGGCGACCGGAAUAACAUUCAAGAACACGGCAGGCCCCGUCGCCCACCAAGCCGUCGCCUUCCGGUCCGACAGCGAUCGCUCCAUCAUCGAAAACUGCGAAUUCCUCGGCAAUCAGGACACCCUCUACGCGCACAGCCUCCGGCAGCUCUACAAAUCCUGUCUCAUCCAGGGCAAUGUCGAUUUCAUAUUCGGCAAUGCCGCCGCCGUCUUCGAGAACUGCCUGAUCCUCAUCGCCCCCCGGCAGGAGAGUCCCGAGAAGGGGGAGACCAACGCAGUGACAGCUCACGGAAGGGUCGACCCCGGCCAGUCGACGGGCUUUGUGUUCCGUAAUUCAAUCAUCAACGGGACGGAGGAAUACAACGAACUGUAUCGGAAAAAUCCCCGCGUGCACCGGAACUUCCUCGGUAGGCCGUGGAAGGAGUAUUCGAGGACGGUUUUCAUCGCGUGCACUCUAGAAGCUCUGAUCUCGGCGGAUGGAUGGUUGCCGUGGAGCGGCGAUUUUGCGCUCAAGACUUUGUAUUACAGCGAGUUUAACAAUACCGGGCCUGGUUCGAACACGGAGAAACGGGUGCCGUGGAGCAGUCGGAUUCCGGCGGAGCACGCCGGAUAUUACUCCGUCGAGAAUUUCAUCCAGGGCGACCAGUGGAUUGGGAAAUGA